AUGCCUAAAGUUGUAGACGAGCUGAAGUUGUUAUUAACUAGUCUAGCAAAAGGGUCUGAGUCGGUUGAUGCCAAUGAUAUGUUGACUGCAGGAAUUGCUGACAAAUACAUUAUUAGCAACAUAAAGGCUAAACUCGGGGAAAGUCCUUGGAAUGUGCAAGGCUUAAUAGACCUAGGUAUAGACAUAAUUCAAAAUGGACGCGAGAACGUACAUGAAUGGGAACAUGAAAAUGAGCUUGAACAGAGACAGGAUAGUAGCGAUGACUUGAUAUCUGAUUUAGGAAGUACACGUCUUCUUUUCAAAAGCAGUCCUACCCGUCCCAGCGAUGAGAUAACAUAUGAACGAAGUUUCGAUAAAAGUUAUGAGAAGAAGGAUGAACAGAAUUAUGAACAGAAUUAUGAGCACAAAUAUGAGCACAAAUAUGAGCACAAAUAUGAACAGAAUUAUGAACAGAAUUAUGAACAAAAUACGCACAAAGGAGAGGUGCCACUUACUGAGAGAGGGGAAGGGGAAAUGUCCCAAAAUGAAACAGAUUUCUACCACAAGAAUAUCAAGUUUAAAAAUUGUGCAUAUGUUGAAGAAGUCUUGAAGAAAACAACACAACAGAGUUACAUUAAUCUGCACCCAGUUGUUAAAGAAUUCAUUUACUUGUUAACUUUUUUGUUUACAUGCAUACGAGAAGAAUGCGAAAAUGGAGGAAUGUCGAGUGGAAGGAACACCCACGGAAGUGGCAAGAGCAGCGAUAGACGAAGCAGAAGCCGAAGUGGCAGCCAAAGUGACAUCCAAAGUGACAUCCAAUGUGACAUCCAAAGUGACAGCCAAAGGGACAGCCAAAGGGACAGCCAAAGUGACAGCCAAAGGGACAGCCAAAGUGACAACCAAAGCGAUAGACGCACCGGUGGCUUGUAUGCACACCUCCAAAAGGCGUCUACGGGGGAAUACGCGAGUGCGGAGGACGCAGAAAAUACCUGCAUAAAUCAGCAGAAAAAAGUACCCAAAAUAAAACGUAUGAACAGGUCAGGCAAAAAUGUUAACACCAUUUUCACAAGUUCAGGCUUAAAGAAAAAGAAUGACAGAGAUGUCGAUUCCGUUAGGUUUCACAAUGUCUGUGGGGGAAGGGAUACAAUUGAGAACGACUUUCCUUUUGAGAAAAACAAAAAUAGAAGUGACAAAUUUAGGAGCAAAAUAAAUGGUUGCAUAAUAGAUAGGAAAAAGCAUAAAAAGUGCAACCUCAGGAGUCUAAGGUGUGGUAAAGAUAAAGCGAGCGAAGAGACAGAAUGUAGUAGCCUUUUCAAUAUAUUAGAGAGAGGAAAGUAUGAAUAUAACAUAGAAGAUAUUGAACACGCAUUUAGUAAAGAAAAUGUGAACAAAGUGUGUGAAAAUUUUUAUAAACAAUUGCACAAGGCAAGGAUAAAAAAUAAUGAUGAAACAAUAAAAAAAAGCAUCAAUUUUUUAACGACACUUUUAUAUUUAACGUAUACACAUUUUGGAUUAUAUUUUCUGAAAACAAAAAAUAUAUAUGUAAAAUUAUGUUACAUUAACAACCAUUUUGUAGAAUACAAAAAAACGAGCAAAUCUGCCAAAAAAAAUUUAAAAAAAAAAAUACAAGAAUAUUUUAAGCAAAUUAAAAUCAAUGAACAGUAUGCAGAAAAAUAUGAACAGCUUAAAUCAUCUUAUAAUGAAAUAAAAACAGAAAAUGAUAAAUUAAAAAAAUAUGAUAAUGUCAUACAGAGGCUCAAGACAAAAAUUCAUUUCAUGGAAUCAGAAAGGGUAUUCUUAAAGAAGAGGAAAGAUGAGUUAGAAUUCAUUGUGAGCCAUAAAAAUUAUUCUUCAGAAGAAAGAAAAAAUAUUCCUUCUAUUAGGGAUUCCCAUAGCACAGAUGCUCCAAAUCGAAAGUCUUUUAUGACCUCCAUGUUGAGGAAAAUCAGUUGGAAAGAGCCUACUGAAAGGUUGAUUCACGAAAAAGACAGUUGCGAAAAGGUAACCACGUCGAAAUGGGACACUCAGAAAAUGGAAAGUGCAAAAUUGGGGAGAACAAAAUUGGGAGGUGCAAAAAUGGGAGGUGCAAAAUUGGGAGGUGCAAAAAUGGGAGGUGCAAAAAUGGGAGGUGCAAAAAUGGGAAGUGCAAAAAUGGGAAGUGCAAAAUCUGGAAGUGCAAAAUCUGGAAGUGCAAAAUCUGGAAGCGCUAAGUUCACAAUUUCGAAAAUGACAAAACUAGUUCCAAAAGAAAGUGCUGACACAGCCAGUGAGACUCAAUUCACAAGCGAAAAUAACAUCAGUAUGAGGAUGGAGCCUUUUCCUAAUUCAACAUGGUUAUCAGAUAAGUGCAGUACUGGUAUGGAAGAAAAAUCUGAUCACGAAUUGGGAGAGGUUUCACGAUUUGAUGUGCAAGAUGUCGACAAAGGAAUCAUCACCACCAAGUCAGAAUCAAAGGAAGUAGAUGAGCCACAAAGGUCAGCAUGUUCCAUAACAAGCAGAGCUGUUCAAACCAUAGAAUCCUUCUACAUGAGUGAAGAGAAAAUAAAUUCAAGUGGAAAAGUGCUACAAAUUACCCAAGGUACUCAAAGGUAUAAGGUAAAAAUUAAUCAUACAAAAAGGAAUGAAUCAUCUUAUGGAAAUAACCCAAUUGAAUCACUACAAAAGAGGGAUCACCCAUGUAUUAGAGUAGAAAAAGAAAAAAAUGUAAUGUGUAACAAUGACAGAAUUAUGGAAAAAGAGAGUACCACGGACGGAUUAAAGAAUUGCCAGAUGAAUUUUAUCUAUAAUAGCAAUUUUGAAAUAUGUGAUCCUAUUGAGAUAGAUAUCCUAUCAGUUAUAUUCGAGACGUGGAAAAUAAGUGAAAGGAUACAACUCGUCUAUUGGAAUACCAUUAACUUUUCAUCUUGUUAUCGAUUUCUUAUGAGAAGAAGAGGUAUGAAAGAAGAUAGUCAAAUGUUGAGAAGUGUAUACUUUUGCUUUUACACAAGAAUGGAAAAUGAAACAAGAAUGGAAACCGGCACAAGAAUGGAAACCGGCACAAGAAUGGAAACUGACACAAGAAUGGACACUAACACAAGAAUGGAAACCGGCACAAGAAUGGAAAUGCCACCAUCUAGGAUGCAAAGAAGAGUACACCAGAUUGAGGGAGGGAAACAGAAUGGGCUAUUCAGAGAUGUGAUAAUUCACGUGAAAAAAAAAAUUUUAACUGAAGAAAUUUUGCACCAUAGUGUGAGAACUUAUCACAGUGGUGAUGAAUCAACUCUAGAUGUGUGGUUUGUCUAUAAAUGCGCAAACUGUUUUUCAAAUUUAAUUUUAAAUGAUGAUUCAGCAAGUUUCAUCAGUACUCCGAACGUUUUUUUAUACCUCGUUUUGCAUUUUCUUCACAGAUACAUCACACGUCUUGCAUAUGUAAUAAUGCAAAUACAAAGUUUUCUCUACCCAAGAGAAGAAUACAUAACACAAAACGAAGAUAACUUCAUUUCCUCAUUCAGCUGGCAUUUUUUUCGAGAAGAAAUUGAACUAAUUGAAAAGAGUAAUGAAAAAAUAUGCCCUGAAUGGGAUCAAUUCAAAGAUAGCAUACUUCCUACAGAUGUAAUGAAGAAGGAUCCAACUGAUGAUUACUUCUCCAAUGAUACAAACUGUUAUAGACAUGUCAAUUUUAUAAAAGUGGAUGCAUCCCAUAGAGUAAGCGAGUUUCCUAUUUUAUCUCCCUCUGGUGAACACAAGAGCGUUUUCCUAUGGAAUCAAAUGGAUAAAUUGGGUAAAAUUUACAUGAACAGGUCAGGUCCUGAACCCGAAAUUCUGGCUAGCCGUGGACAUGAGGAAGGUGAGAGCCUAUUCCCGACGCGGAAGUUGGAGAAUUUGAAAAGGCAAAAAUGUGAAAAGGCAAAAAUGUGA
Molecule: messenger RNA, 3876 nt
Organism: Plasmodium gonderi
Lineage: Eukaryota; Apicomplexa; Aconoidasida; Haemosporida; Plasmodiidae
Exons: 4
Coding region: 1-3876 (1291 amino acids)
Source: RefSeq, a predicted model, not a curated record